Messenger RNA from Staurois parvus, 342 nucleotides. Lineage: Eukaryota; Metazoa; Chordata; Amphibia; Anura; Ranidae. The record is from the annotation of a GenBank genome assembly.
ACUGCGGACGCAGUACAGGAGACGACCAGAGACUGCGGACACGGUACAAGAGACGACCAGAGACUGCGGACACAGUACAGGAGACGACCAGAGACUGCGGACACAGUACAGGAGAUGUCAGGAAUGGACUUGCCAGUAAUGGAGAUGACCAGAGACUGCGGACAUAGUACAGGAGAUGACAGAGACUGCGGAUGUUACAGGAGAUGACAGAGACUGCGGACUUAUUAUAGGCGAUGAUCAGAGACCAUGGCCACACAAUAAGUUCCGAAGGGCCACAUGCGGCCCCUGUGCCAUAGGUUGGGUACCAGCAGUGUAAGGACUGACAGAAGACGACUGGAUAUU